Messenger RNA from Mycena indigotica, 303 nucleotides. Its product is annotated as Acyl-CoA dehydrogenase, mitochondrial. The transcript has 4 exons. NCBI's taxonomy places the organism in Eukaryota, Fungi, Basidiomycota, Agaricomycetes, Agaricales, Mycenaceae. The record is from RefSeq and is a predicted model, not a curated record. Gene Ontology annotation, cellular component: mitochondrion. Gene Ontology annotation, molecular function: acyl-CoA dehydrogenase activity. Bases 1 to 303 code for a protein of 100 amino acids.
AUGCGGAUAACAAACUCGUACGAAGCUGAAAUAUUUCUUAUAUUCGCCAAUGAUACAAGGGGAUCACCUGUUUCGUCACAACCAAGGACAUGGGCAUCCAAAUCUCCAAGAAAGAGCAGAAACUUCGGCAUCCGCGCGUCUUCCACUUGCACACUCAACUUUGACGACCUCAAAAUACCCGCUGAGAACGCAACGGGUGAGCGGACAGGCGAUCGAGACUCGAAGAUUGGCGCGAUAUACGAGGGGACGUCGAAUAUCCAGCUGCAAACGAUUGCCAAGUUUGUUCAGAAGGAGUAUUCGUAA